Passer montanus (Eurasian tree sparrow) is the source of this 3093-nucleotide messenger RNA. RefSeq names its product SATB homeobox 2 (gene SATB2). Gene Ontology annotation, biological process: regulation of transcription by RNA polymerase II; chromatin remodeling. Bases 898 to 3093 code for a protein of 731 amino acids. The record is from RefSeq and is a predicted model, not a curated record. Lineage: Eukaryota; Metazoa; Chordata; Aves; Passeriformes; Passeridae. Gene Ontology annotation, molecular function: DNA-binding transcription factor activity, RNA polymerase II-specific; RNA polymerase II cis-regulatory region sequence-specific DNA binding. The transcript is spliced from 11 exons.
AGAAAAGUCUUUUAUUGGGAAAAAAUAUGUAAAAGAAAAAUAAGCAUCAUACUUCAUAAAAUCAUCAUAUUUCAUAAAUUAAGUGAUGUUUACAAAACAGAAGUUACCCAACAACAUUUAUACGAACUCGGUUACGUUUCCCUCGGUUUCACUAACAAGCCCCUUUGCUUCCGCGUCAAAAUUUUCAAAUCAUUACGGCUUCCGAUUUCAAAGUUAUUUUCUCGGAGUAUUUUAUGUAAACAUUCAGUUUAUAAAUACGGACCAAACACAUAUUUGGUAAUCGUGAUAUUCCAGUGAACGCGGAAAUGAGAAACCAGCUGCCCGUGGAGAAAAAAACGAAAGCAAGAGAAAGGUGCAGGGGAUUCAUUGCAAAUGAAGCAAUCGCUACAUAUAUAUUUAAAUGUAUUUAAUUGUAUGCAUUAUUCAAAUGCCCUUCUGACUAGUUUAAUAAUUUAGAAUCGAUAGUUUUCCUAAAAACUUUAUAAAAUAUUUACACUUAAUAAAAUAUUAAUCGAUUAACAAGCCAGUUGUACUCUUAUAGGAGCUUUACUAAAGUCCUGUAAUCGCGCUGUCGCCACACGUCUCCGCUGUUAAGGAAAGGAUCACUGACAAAAUGUAAAUGAAGAUCUUCAGACGGUGGUGUUUAUAAAAUACCUCAUUAAUGGGCUUGGAUUGAGUCUCUCCAUCCAUCCACAUCAUCAGAUAUAAUAAUAGUAACGAAUCAGACAGGGAAGAUCCUGGCUAAACCAUUGGCAUUUUUUUUUCCAGAAGUACUGAAGUCCUAAAUCACCAAUUCUUCUAACUUUCUGGCCAUUGAUCCGCGGGCAUUCGUAGUUCAACAUCAAAGGUCCGUGCUCCUUCUACUGCGACCUGCCAGCGGGAGCAGCGUCCCCGAGCAUGGAGCGGAGGAGCGAGAGCCCCUGUCUGCGGGACAGCCCCGACAGAGGCAGCGGCAGCCCCGAUGUCAAAGGGCCCCCCCCCGGGAAGGUGGCCAGGCUGGAGCAGAACGGCAGCCCCAUGGGCACCCGCGGGAGGCCCAACGGCGCCGUCACCAAGCCCGUGGGAGGUUUGAUGAUUCCAGUCUUUUGUGUGGUGGAGCAGUCAGACGCCUCUCUUGAAUACGAUAAUCGAGAAGAGCAUGCUGAGUUCGUUCUGGUUCGCAAAGAUGUGCUCUUUAGCCAGCUGGUGGAGACAGCGCUCCUGGCUCUGGGGUAUUCCCACAGUUCUGCAGCUCAGGCACAAGGAAUAAUCAAGCUUGGGAGGUGGAAUCCCCUCCCUCUCAGUUAUGUGACUGAUGCACCAGAUGCGACAGUAGCCGACAUGCUACAAGAUGUCUAUCAUGUUGUGACAUUGAAAAUCCAAUUACAAAGUUGUUCAAAGUUGGAAGAUUUGCCAGCAGAGCAGUGGAACCAUGCCACAGUUCGCAAUGCCUUAAAGGAACUGCUCAAAGAGAUGAAUCAGAGCACAUUAGCCAAAGAAUGCCCUCUCUCACAGAGUAUGAUUUCAUCCAUUGUAAAUAGUACAUACUAUGCCAAUGUGUCAGCAACCAAGUGCCAGGAGUUUGGGAGAUGGUACAAAAAGUACAAGAAGAUUAAAGUGGAAAGAGUGGAAAGAGAAAACCUUUCAGACUAUUGUGUUCUUGGUCAACGUCCCAUGCACUUACCAAAUAUCAACCAGCUGGCAACUUUGGGAAAAUCUAAUGAACAGUCUCCUCAUGGCCAAAUUCACCACAGUACUCCAAUCAGAAACCAAGUGCCAACGAUGCAAACCAUGAUAAACCCUGGGCUCCUGUCUCCUCAGCUCAGUCCACAACUGGUGAGGCAGCAGAUAGCCAUGGCCCAUCUGAUAAACCAGCAGAUUGCUGUCAGCCGACUGUUGGCUCACCAGCACCCACAAGCUAUCAACCAGCAGUUCUUGAAUCAUCCGCCCAUCCCUAGAGCUGUCAAACCAGAGCCAUCAAAUUCAUCGGUGGAAGUCUCUCCAGAUAUUUACCAGCAAGUCAGAGAUGAGCUGAAGAGAGCCAGUGUGUCUCAAGCUGUCUUUGCAAGAGUAGCAUUCAACCGCACACAGGGUUUGUUGUCAGAGAUCCUGCGUAAAGAAGAAGACCCUAGGACAGCUUCCCAGUCCCUCCUGGUGAACUUACGGGCAAUGCAGAAUUUCCUCAACCUGCCUGACGCGGAGCGGGACCGUAUCUAUCAGGAUGAGAGAGAGAGGAGUAUGAACCCAAACGUGAGCAUGGUGUCUUCAGCUGCCAGCAGCCCAAGCUCCUCCAGAACACCCCAGGCCAAAACCUCGACACCAACAACAGACCUCCCCAUUAAGGCGGACAGCGCCAACGUCAACAUCACAGCUGCCAUUUAUGAUGAGAUCCAACAGGAGAUGAAAAGGGCCAAGGUAUCUCAAGCUCUGUUUGCCAAAGUGGCUGCCAAUAAAAGUCAGGGCUGGCUGUGUGAACUGCUGCGCUGGAAAGAAAACCCAAGCCCAGAAAACCGCACCCUCUGGGAGAACCUCUGCACCAUUCGCCGCUUCCUGAACCUUCCCCAGCACGAGAGGGAUGUGAUCUAUGAGGAGGAGUCCAGACACCACCACAGCGAGCGAAUGCAGCACGUGGUGCAGCUCACGCCCGAGCCCGUGCAGGUGCUGCACAGACAGCAGUCCCAGCCUGCCAAGGAGAAUUCCCCACCUAGAGAAGAGGCUCCUCCUCCACCUGCUGAGGACAGUUGUGCCAAAAAGCCAAGAUCCCGUACCAAGAUCUCCUUGGAAGCUCUAGGUAUCCUUCAAAGCUUUAUUCACGACGUGGGUCUCUAUCCCGAUCAGGAAGCCAUCCACACCCUCUCUGCUCAGCUGGAUCUCCCCAAGCACACCAUCAUCAAAUUCUUCCAGAACCAGCGUUACCACGUAAAGCACCACGGGAAGCUAAAAGAGCACCUGGGAACGGUGGUUGACGUGGCAGAGUACAAGGAUGAGGAGCUGCUGACGGAGUCGGAGGAGAACGACAGUGAGGAAGGCUCUGAGGAAAUGUACAAAGUGGAGGCUGAGGAGGAGAAUCCCGACAAAAGCAAGGCGGCUCCAGCAGACAUCGACCAGAGAUAA